Molecule: messenger RNA, 630 nt
Organism: Prorocentrum cordatum
Lineage: Eukaryota; Dinophyceae; Prorocentrales; Prorocentraceae
Source: the annotation of a GenBank genome assembly
AUGGCCUUCUGUCAGCUCAUCGCUAGCUUGCUUCGCUGGCCUCCUGGGAGCUGCGACGUUGUCUUUCGAAGAGAGGGGUUGAACUCCUGGUCCAGUUUCUGCAGGGAUUGUCUAGGAUUACUUCGUUUCCUGGGCGCGGGUCCCGGUAGCGUUCCUCCCUGCUCUCUGCUCCCCCCUCCCACCCGGGCCGAGGAGCGCCGCCUGACGGACACCACCAUGGGCGACGACACGACGAGCGCCGCGCCUCGCACUGGAAGCCCAGGCACCGUGCUCCUGGCGCUCCUCGCCUUCCUCUACGUGGGCAGCGCGGCGGGUGCGGCGCUGGACGAGUCCACCACCAUGGCCGACGAGCGCCGCCUGACGGACACCACCAUGGGCGACGACACGACGAGCGCCGCAGCUCGCAGUGGCGCCCUUGGCACCAUGCUCCUGGCGCUCCUCGCUUUCCUGUUCGUGGGCAACGCGGCUGGGGCGGCAGUGGACGAGUCCACCACCAUGGCCGACGAGCGUCGCCUGACGGACACCACCAUGGGCGACGACACGACGAGCCCCGCGGCCCCCCGCGCGGCGUUCCGGACGGCGCCGCUGUUCGCCCUUGCUGCGGCGCUCGGUCUUGCAGCCCAUCGCUAA